AUGUCUUCGAAUAAAAAAACUAGUGUCGUGUGGGACCAUUUUACGGACAUAGGUGGUUCCCGAGGAGUUUGCAACAUAUGUAAAGUGCAAAUGUCGUAUAAAUCAUCCGUUUCAAAUUUAAAAAAACAUUUACAACGGAAACAUCCCACGAUAUGUAUCGUGAGCCGUACCGAUGCUGUGGCAGGCGAUUCUAGUGCGGUAAAUGAUGUGUGUAUAGCUUCUGUCGCUUCUGGUGGUGGUAAUACUAAUGUUGCAGAAGCUAUUAAUGCGGGCACUAACACAAUUCCUAAUCCUGUUGCAAGUACAUCUGGUAGUGGGCAGGCACCUAUGCGAAGGACAUAUGGACUUCAACCUAUUACGGACUUUUUACCUAAACGCCGUGGCAAUUUAGAAAAAAAAAUUAUAGAUGAUAAAGUAAUGCAACUUUUCACCUUGGACUUUCAACCAUUUCGAAUCGUAGAAGACCGCGGCUUUCGUGAACUCAUGCAAUUGGCUUUUCCCAAUUAUAUUAUACCCACUCGCAAAUACUUUGCUAAUAGCUUAUUACCAUCACUCUAUGAAAAGAAAAAGAGUGAGCUGAGAAUUAGCUUAGAGAAUGAUGUUAAAUCUAUUUGCAUAACCGUCGAUAUUUGGUCAACAAUGACAAAUGAUUCAAUGAUGGCCAUCACAGGCCACUAUAUUAGUGAAACAACAACAUGGCAGAAAUUAAAAAAAUAUCAGGAGCAGGCAGGAAACACACCAAAGCGUCUAAUUCAAGAAGUGGCAACCCGUUGGAAUUCCAAAUACUAUAUGCUUCAACGCUGUGUAGAGCUACGAGAGCCACUCAAUAGUGCUAUGAUAAACUUAAGCAUGGACAUAUUAACGUCAUAUGAGUGGCAAGUCUGCACUGAGCUCUGCAAAAUUCUGCAGCCAUGUGAGGAAGUCACAAAAGAAUUGAGCGGAGAAAAAUAUUUAACCGGGAGUCUAGUAAUUCCCAUAACAACUGGUCUCACGAAAGUUCUUCAAAACUACGAAAAUGAAAACUUAAUGCCAAUAGUUGACAGAGUGAGGCAAGAUUUAUUAGGAGGAAUAGGGAACAGGUUCAAUAACUUAACUCAAAGCCGAACAUUUACCAACUGCAUGUUCCUAGAUCCUAGGUUUAAAUUUUAUUUUAACGACCAGGCAACAGCAUUGGAAACUAAACGGCGUAUUAUUGCUUUUGUAAUACAAGAGCAGAGUAGACAAAAUAAUGCCACAAUAGAAGUGAGCAACCCUCAGGCAAGUACAAGCACCAGCACCAAACUUAUAUGGCAGGAUUACCGGGAGAAAAUGCGCAAUAUCCAGCCUGAAGGUACAGCACACUCUCGGGCUAUCGUGGAGAUUCAGCGAUAUUUGGAUGCUCCAAUAAUAGAUAGGUCAGAAUGUCCUCUAAAAUGGUGGAAGAUACAUAGGGAAUCGUACCCAAAUCUGUAUAAAGUUGCUGUACAAAAAUUAAAUGCCAUGGCAUCUUCUGUUCCCUGUGAGAGAGUGUUUUCAGCGGCAGGGAAUAUGCUAAAUGAAAGGCGGACAAGGCUAGGCAUAAGAAAAUUACAACAGCUGGUAUUUUUAAACCAAAAUAUU
Messenger RNA from Brenthis ino (lesser marbled fritillary), 1599 nucleotides. Lineage: Eukaryota; Metazoa; Arthropoda; Insecta; Lepidoptera; Nymphalidae. The record is from the annotation of a GenBank genome assembly.